Molecule: messenger RNA, 1819 nt
Organism: Juglans microcarpa x Juglans regia
Lineage: Eukaryota; Viridiplantae; Streptophyta; Magnoliopsida; Fagales; Juglandaceae
Product: elongation factor 1-alpha-like
Exons: 3
Coding region: 181-1524 (447 amino acids)
Biological process (GO): translational elongation; translation
Molecular function (GO): translation elongation factor activity; GTP binding; GTPase activity
Source: RefSeq, a predicted model, not a curated record
CUAUCGAGGAAACCCUAGAGACGAUCUCCGAGUCCCCUCAUCUAUAAAUAUGGGCAGUAGUAGCUCUUUAACAGCCACUGCCCCACUCUUUUUCUGACUCGCUAAUCGCUUUCCCUUAAGGGUUGCGGGGUUUCUAGCUCUCCGCCGCUUCUGCCUCUCAAGGAAAUAUAUUGAUUUAAAAUGGGUAAGGAGAAGGUUCACAUCAACAUUGUGGUCAUUGGCCACGUCGACUCUGGCAAGUCGACCACUACUGGCCACUUGAUCUACAAGCUUGGAGGAAUCGAUAAGCGUGUGAUUGAGAGGUUUGAGAAGGAAGCAGCAGAAAUGAACAAGAGGUCUUUCAAAUACGCCUGGGUGCUUGACAAGCUCAAGGCAGAGCGUGAGCGUGGUAUCACCAUCGAUAUUGCCUUGUGGAAAUUUGAGACCACCAGGUACUACUGUACCGUCAUUGAUGCUCCUGGGCAUCGUGACUUCAUCAAGAACAUGAUUACUGGAACAUCACAGGCUGACUGUGCCGUACUCAUCAUUGAUUCUACCACUGGUGGUUUUGAAGCUGGAAUUUCAAAGGAUGGUCAGACCCGUGAGCAUGCUCUCCUUGCUUUCACCCUUGGUGUCAAGCAGAUGAUCUGCUGCUGCAACAAGAUGGAUGCCACUACCCCUAAAUACUCUAAGGCAAGGUAUGAUGAAAUUGUGAAGGAAGUUUCUUCCUACCUGAAGAAGGUUGGCUACAACCCUGACAAGAUCCCAUUUGUUCCCAUCUCUGGUUUUGAGGGUGAUAACAUGAUUGAGAGGUCUACCAACCUUGACUGGUACAAGGGCCCCACCCUCCUUGACGCUCUUGACAUGAUUUCUGAGCCCAAGAGGCCCUCAGACAAGCCUCUCCGUCUUCCACUUCAGGAUGUUUACAAGAUUGGAGGUAUUGGUACUGUCCCAGUGGGUCGUGUUGAGACUGGAGUUAUCAAGCCCGGUAUGGUUGUCACCUUUGGCCCUACUGGACUAACAACUGAAGUUAAGUCUGUUGAAAUGCACCAUGAGGCGCUUCAGGAGGCAUUGCCUGGUGACAAUGUUGGCUUCAAUGUUAAGAAUGUUGCCGUGAAGGAUCUCAAGCGAGGUUUUGUUGCAUCUAACUCGAAGGAUGACCCUGCCAAGGAAGCUGCUAACUUCACUUCUCAGGUCAUUAUCAUGAACCAUCCUGGUCAGAUUGGAAAUGGUUAUGCCCCAGUGCUCGACUGCCAUACUUGCCAUAUUGCUGUCAAGUUUGCCGAACUUCUCACUAAGAUUGACAGGCGGUCUGGUAAGGAGCUUGAGAAGGAGCCCAAGUUUUUGAAGAAUGGUGAUGCCGGAAUGGUCAAGAUGAUUCCCACCAAACCCAUGGUGGUUGAGACUUUCUCUGAGUACCCUCCCCUGGGUCGUUUUGCUGUCAGGGACAUGCGCCAGACUGUUGCUGUUGGUGUCAUCAAGAGUGUUGAGAAGAAGGAUCCCUCUGGUGCUAAAGUCACCAAAUCUGCUGCAAAGAAGAAGUGAAUGGUGCGGUCUGGAAUUUUCAUCGAUUCAGUUGAGAACGAUUUAUAUUUCUAUCAUAAAGACUUAAUGCAUGGUAGCUGCGUGGUUUUUCAGAGUCUAGUCGGUUUUGUCCCUAGUUUCGUUUCUUGUGGCUUUACAUGUUCCUCCUCUGGUUGUACCCAGAACUGGGUGCUAGACAGGCGGUGGUGACACAUUGCUUUUGGCCAGAGUCCCAGAGAGUUUCUGCUAUUGAACACCCUUUUAUGUUGGAUGUUGAGUUAAAUUUUUAUUUAUCCAAGGAUCUAUUUUAUAUUUA